Galleria mellonella (greater wax moth) is the source of this 1525-nucleotide messenger RNA. RefSeq names its product rRNA methyltransferase 3, mitochondrial. NCBI's taxonomy places the organism in Eukaryota, Metazoa, Arthropoda, Insecta, Lepidoptera, Pyralidae. The transcript is spliced from 5 exons. Gene Ontology annotation, molecular function: RNA methyltransferase activity; RNA binding. Gene Ontology annotation, biological process: RNA processing. Bases 158 to 1438 code for a protein of 426 amino acids. The record is from RefSeq and is a predicted model, not a curated record.
AUCCAGAGCCCUAAGACAUAUUAAUAAAUAAAAAGAAAUAUACUGUCAUACUGACAUAGAUGUACAUGUGUUUUUUGUUUAUUUUAAAAUAUCUAAGUAGUUUCUUUUUAUCCGGUUAUUCUUUUAUUAAAAUUAUAUACUUUAUUAAUUAUACAAUAUGUCGAAAAAUAUUAGUCGUCUAUUAACGCAAACACUAAUUUCUAGCCAAUUAUUGACCGAUAGUUCAUUUCGAUUUUAUGGAAGAUGGAUGCAUAGAGAUCCUGCUAAAGUAAUGUUACCUUUUGAACCAAAAUCUAAAGUUAAUUUAAAAACAGAAAAAGUUAUUAACUUAGAUCCUGAAAUUCUAAAUAAAUCCAAGGAAACGUCAGUGGAUUCUAUAGAUGAGAACAAAAAGCCGGAGAAAGAAUCAAAAAUUUUUAACAUUGAGAAGUCUCAAGAAAUUAAAUCAAAACGAGAAGAUAAAUUAAAAAAGAGAGCUUUUUAUCUAAGUCAAACUAAGGUUUUUGACGAUAAUAAUCAGAUUAUUUUUGAGAAAGCAAAAGAAAAUGAUGGAAGGAUAAGCAAUCUCUUAGUAAAAUUAAAAUCAAAAAAAGGAAGGAAUCAGUCAGGUCAGAUAUUAGUUGAAGGUUGGCGGAUGAUUGUGGAUGGUUUGGAAGCUAAAUGCAAUUUAAAAUAUGUUAUAUUCAGCCGCACAGAAGACUUAUAUAAUUUGCGACCAUUUUUGCCUUCCAAAGGGGUGAAAUUAUAUAAAAUACCAUAUAAACAAAUUGCACUUUGGUCUGAUGUUGAAACUUCUCCAGGAAUAUUUGGUGUAUUUGAUAUACCAUCACCUGACAAUGUGAGGAGUUUCUCCAGACCUUUGCCUCUACAGUUUAUAUGUGACAAUAUACGAGUACCAGGAAAUUUGGGUGCUAUCUUCAGGGUUGCAGUAGGUGCUGGAUGUGAAAAAGUUGUAUUAACAAAAGGGUGUGUUGACAUUUGGGAUCCAAAAGUUAUAAGAAGUGCUGCAGGCGCCCAUUUUAGACUGCCUAUAUACAAUUCUGUAGAGUGGACAGAUAUUCCCAAACAUUUAAAUCAGGACACUACAGUGUUCAUUGCUGAUAGUAAUGAAAAAGUAUUGGAUGAAAAUUCAAUGGGUAACACAGAUGAAAGCUGUGAAGGAAUGCAUAUUCCUGUGCUUCCAUAUUAUGGUAUUGAAUAUACAAGUUUUAAACACAUAACAUUAAUAAUCGGUGGUGAGACAGAAGGAAUUAGUAAUGACAGUUAUGCUUUUGCAGCGACAAAAAAUGGAUUAAGAGUGAACAUUCCCCUGCAAAGAGGUGUCGAUAGCCUUAACACAGGCAUGGCUGCAGCUGUUAUUGCCUUUGAAAUAAGGAGACAACUCAUACAAGCUUGGACGCGAGAAAAAUUGGAGAGGAUAGGAUUAAAUGCUACAUAGUAUGUUUUAUUAUUGUUAUAUAGUGUAGUUAUAGUAGUUUAGAAACUUUGUAGUUAUAUGUAAGGAAUACACGAGUUAAUAAAACAA